CUGGUGCAAACGUGUGCCUUCACCACAGCCGGUGUGUCAUGGCUGGUUUUAUUGCUAUUCUUGGCUUUUCUGCAGUGUGGCAUUUGGUUGGUGGUGUCUUUACUGAAAUCCCCCACGGAAGGAAGACCUGAGUGCAGUGUAGGAACCCUGAGAAGUGCUGAAGGGAACUGAACACGAAGAGUGCUGGGUGCAGAGAGCAUCUCUGCAGGAGCUGACUGCGUUUGUGGCCGUUCUCCACCUCAGAAGCCAUUUUGUUUUUGCUUUUAAUAAAUUAAGGGCUAUUGGGAAGAGAAACUUGGAUAUUCAUUAGCCAAGCCAGUGAAGAACGUGGCAUUCUAAAUCCUUUCUGCAGUCCAUCGUUCAGACAAUCUGGUUAUUGACCUGGUUUGACCAUAGCUCUGUUACACCAUCAGAAAGAAACAACUUGAUCAUGGAGAGCUUUUCUCAUUGCUUUGUUCUUUCGGGAUGCAGUGGGGUUGGUGCUCUUGAAUCCCAUCUGCAUCUGCUUUCCAACCCAUGCAGAACCACUGGGUGCCAUCUUGGACAAUGAUGGGUGCCAGUGACGCAGCCCUGCUCACCACUGAUCUCUGGAUGUCAAAAUCUUGUUCUCAUCAUCUUGGUCCUUUGGGGAGGACUUCAGAUUUUAGGAUAAGUGUCUACAGAGCAGAGCCAUACAGCUGCUAUGCGUGUCAUGAUUUCUUUGUGCUAAGCAACACUGUUUUAGAGGUUCCAGUAAUUAAGAUGUAUUGUUUUAUAGUUUGCUGGGAAGAUUGAACUGGAACAGCAGCGUGGAAAUUCAUCUGAAAUGGCAUGGAAAUGUCAAGGAGUAGAAAGGAGGACUUAAUAAAUAGUCAAGCAGAUCCCAGUUGCUGGGAUACAGUGGGUUUAAACGUUCUGCUGCCUGGGAACUGGAACUCCUCAUCGGUUCUGACCCACACAGUGAUGUUCUGCCCCUUCCCUGGCAGUGUCAAGCUUCAAACCUGCCUCGCUGGGGGAUGCUGGUGAGAUUUCUGUUUGAAGAUGGACCAGAAGUUGUUCUGACUGCUGAAUUUACACGGUGCCACAUCCGAUGGCCGCCACGAAGACCUUGGGGAGCGGCUGCAUCCUUGGCGUGAUGCUGCCUUGGGUUUUCUGCCUCCGGCUGGGGGCAGCUUCCUUUCCUAAAGUGACCAUCCCACCAGAGCUGCAGUCAGCAGAGGCUCACGUUGCAGUGAACGCCACGUCGUGCAGCGUCACCUGCGGCCUGGGCCUCCAAGUGGAGGAAAUGUGUGAGAUCACAGCAGCAGGGGAGAGGAAGAACUGCACCACGCGCCGCUCGCACUGCACCACCACGUGGGGCUGCGGUUUGCUGCACCUCACCGUCCCCAUGGGCAAACCCCUGGUGCUCAGCUGCCUGACCACAGACGUCAUCGAUUUGGGCGUCAGAGGGUACAGCUGUACGUGGAAACUCGCCCCGGGUCUCAUCACCAUGAAUGAUGUUUUGUUUGCACCUUUCAGAAACCCGGGUUUCGCCGUUGCCUUUUCCCCAACCAAGGAAUCUGAUGCUGGGACGUACCGCUGCGACGUGCGCGUGUUGAAGACGUUCAGGGUCAUCAAGAGGAUCUACUUUGGGCUCAGGGUGAUCCGAAAUGACUUGGUGGACCUGGACUUUGGCAAAUCCUUGACUCGAGAGCAGAAGCUGGCAGUCAGGAACGAGGAAGGAAUCGAAGCCAACAGCACCCUUGUAGACGUGGAGGAGAAGCUGUACUUUUGGCAAAGAAAAUCCUUUCAUAGAUCCUUGAUAGGGCUUGGAACUGGGCUGGUAGGGGUCGUCGUGGUGAGCCUGGCUCUCCGCUGCUUGCAGGAGAAGUUGAGAAGCAGAGCUGCAGAGAAUCAGACUCAGUUCUAGUGCGAUUUCUUGUCUCUGUCUCGCUUAUUGUCACAAGUAGAUCAACAUCAGUAUUGGUGCUCUGUUUCACAAUGAGGUUUGCAGUUAUUCUCUUGGUUGGGUUGGAGAGUUUGGGGUGUUUUUGUUUUGUUUUGCAGCUCAGAACUUGGGAUCCUGUUUCUCCCUCAUCCUCUUGAAUUUCUUCUCCCUUGCCCAGGUUUUGUGACACAGAUCCCUGAGGUCGGUAGCUGGAGCAAAAGAGGUGCAGAGAAGUGAAGAUGCUGCAGCUGGGUCCCUGCUGGGUCUCUGUGGUCCUUCCCAGCAGACCCCAAGGUCUGUUUUGGGGAUCUGGGAGGAGCUGAGCUCCCUGCCUGUUGUGUUUGUUUGUCUCCCACUUCAGAAAGCUGAAGCAUCAUCAGCAGUAGUUGGAAGCUUCCACUCUUCCCUUUGUAGUUCAGAACAGCGAGGCAGGGAGCAUUAGGCAGCACAAGCACAUCUUCAAUCUGAGCACUGCAGCUCAAGGAGCGUAACGGGGUGGUUUUAAUCACGACUCAGAGCUGAGCUCACUCCUAAAAUCUUUAAAGGAGGAGGAGAGGGAAGAGUUCAGCAGGCCUGUGGCUCGUUUUCCUGGUGACUAAUAAGUACAAAGCAUGCAGCAGCACUGUAGGGAGCAUUGUUUCCCCAUUGGUAGCAGAAUCCGCAGAGGGACUUAUUAAGUGCCUUCUCUCUCUGGUUUCUGUCUUUAUUUUACAGUAAACAACUCUAUUUACUCGCUCUGUUUCCUUUUUUUUCCCCGUGAACUGAAGUACAGGAAUGCACCAGGCAUCCAAUUCCGGGGAAAGUAAUGAUGGAGCUCUGCUAUUUAGAUCAAAGCAUACUAUUAUAUUUUUUCUUCAGACCAGAAAAAUAACGCUUUAAUGUAGAAAGAGCUGAAUAUACAAGCAGACACUUUAUUUGCAGAACAUCCUAUUGAAAGAAAACAACAUCAGACCAAAACGUAGCGAGCUGAAUCUUCAUGUCCAAUUAAGUGGGUAAUGGGUAUAUCUGAAUAAUGAUCUGCAGGCCGUGGGGUUGUCUGUGUUUGAGUGAGGAGCUGAGCCUGUUACCAGCCUUGGAUUCUCUGUGGGUUGUUUGCUGGGUUCUGAGGGAAGAAUUCGCUGCUCACAGCCACGGGCAGAGGUUGGUGGAGGUGAAGGGGGCCGUCCUGCAGCGCUGGAAGUUUCCCCUGGGUGUGCAUUUGUUGACUGGCUCCCUGCUUUGCGCUGAUUUACUGCUGAGCUGCCCUGUUGAGCCCUGCUUUAGGCUAACUGUUCUUAACAACAGAUUUCUCAUCGACUGAAACACACAGCAGGGCACGCUGCCUCUGGGCAGGGCGAGGGGGGUCAGCUCGGCUUUCUGCCCACACUUUCUCCACCCCUGAGCAAAAUGCAAGCAGGGGAGACCCAGAUCUUGGUUCUCUCUUGUCACCUCAUCCUCUCACCCGCAGGGAAUCUCCUCUUUCCAAGCAGCAGCACUGACACAGAGCAGUGCACACCCACAUUUAGGACACCUCGAGGAACCCACUGCGUGCCGGCUGCGUUCAUCCCACCCAGACCUCUCCUGGCUGUGGCUUUUUUGAUGGUGAGUGCCCCACAUCCUGGGAUAUGCAUGCAGCAGACUUUCAGAGCUCAUUUUGCUUCUGAAUGUGAAGAAAUUGAGCUCUGUGUGCUAUAGAUACACACCACAGGAGUGAGGAGGCUCCAUUCUGCAUGGGGUGAGACCUCCUCUGGUCCUGUCUGGGGCUGGAGGACCCUCUGAAUAGCAGGAACAGGCAGAUGCUUCCUCGGGAGCUGGUGGUUAAAACCCACAAAGAAGCAGUCCCAUCUGGAGGAGUCCCCUCACACUUUGUAAUGCAAAUAUAGAGCUUGUUUCCUGUGGGCUGCCGGGUUUUAGAAAUGCAGAAAGAUGACAUGAAAGGUCCAGGAGCAUCCGUUUCCUCAGUGCUGAUGAGGAGGUCAAAGUGGGAGCCAAAGGAGUCCUUCAUCUUUUGAUGGUCUGCUCCCUCUUCUUGCCAAGGGGAGGCAGUUGCCCGGAGCAGGGAAGCUGAAUAUGGUUCUUUUAAUGUUUUAAGAUGGAAGGCAGUGAUGGACAGCGUGGCACCAGCACCAGGAAGGGCAGAACGGGGCCUUUGGCUGCCGUUUGAAAUGCUGCUUUCCCUGCGUGCUUUGAGUCUGCCUCUUCUCUCCCGUGUAACUGUUCUGCACUGCAGAAAAAAAACCGUGUCUUUUUGCUGUUAAUUUGUGCCUCAGCUUCUUUCUCCUCCAUUUCAGCAGUUGUUCCUCUGUCUCACCCAGAGGAGGGGGCUGAAGAGGGGCUGCCUGCACACCCCUCCUCACACUGAGGCUCUCUGCGGCACAAACUUCUGCAGCCUGCUGCUGGGCCCAGAACAGCUUUCCUAGCCCGGUAUUGCGGAGGGUUUUGCAACAUAACAGUGGAUGUGGUUCGGUGGGAGCAACAACUGGGCUUGCAAAUGCAGCAGCAAUGCAGUGCUCAGCAAUGGGGCUCAGCUCAGAUGCCUGCAUACCUCCAGGAGAGGCUUUUAGCAGGUAAGGUGUGACAUGCAUUGCUUGUGGCUACGAAAUGCACACGAGUGCACAGUUACCACCUGCAUAAUGCAUCCCCCUCCUUCCCCACACAUGGAAGAAUGCUUUGAAGAAAUCCAGUUUGCUCUCCCCUUUCCUUUUGCUGCCUUCCUCCCAGCACAGCUGCACUGGAAGCUGUAGAUAUUCCGCUUGUUCCCUCCCCUGCCAUUUCUCCCAGCUUUUUUUGGCAGUGACACCCUGCAGACAUUUGUUCACUUGUUGCCUGUCUCUUGUGAUAGCAACGUGGAGCUUUGGAGCGUGUGAACAAAGCGGUGUCUUUUGCUGAAGCACGCUGAACACUGAUGGGUUUUUGGGUUCGUGUAUUAUCUCAGGUGAAAUAGAGAAAAACAAACCCACUGUUGCAGUGCUAAUCCUAAGCAGGGGCGUGUUGGUUAACUCUGCAUUAGAAGACGUUGAGUCAGGUGUGCUUAGUCUGAUUCCAAGGUUUGAAUGGGAUUCACCAUGGCCACCAAUUUCCCCUUGGUGUCUGUGUGCCGUUAAUGAUGGCACUUGAGAAAGCAGAAAUGCACUGGGGGCGAUCCAUCUCUGUGCUGGCUGCUCCCUGCUGCGUGCUUUAAUUAUGCUUCCCCCCCACCUUACAAAGCCCCUCUGCUGCUGCAGUCCCUGAGCUCAUUAAGGGGCUGUGGGGAGGAGCGGGCUCACCUGCGGCCCUGCACAGUGUGGGGCAGAGGGGCCACAGCUUGCCAUGGGCUGAACACAGCUGAGCUGGGCUCUGGGACCUCAUCCUGCCCCUAAGCCACACUAAGGGCUCAGUGUGUUGUAUGGCUGCCAGAUAAACUCAUCCCUCCACCCGUGGGCAGUGGGGGCUCCUUGGAAAAGGAGUCUAUCCCUCCCCCUCCAUCCUUACCCGUCCAUCCCUCCCCUCCCCACGCACUGCACCAUCCAAACUCAUUGGAGCUGGAAGCUUACAGGCCAGCUUCAAGAGCAGCUGGGUUUUUCCCAGCACUUUCCCAAAAGUGACCCUUUUUGCUUCCAUCCCAAAGCACGUUCUUUUGGUGAGCUGAUGUGGAGUUCAGCUUGGUGGGAACAGAAGUGCUUAAGCACAACUGAACGUGAGCGAGUGCAGCAGGAAGGUCUGGGUGAUGUUUCCUGUGGCCACUGCUGCUCAGCCCCCAUCUCGCUGCCCACUCUGACUCCAGCACAACCACAGAGCUGUGCCACACACCGCUGCUCCGUCCCUUGGAGUCCAUCCUGCAGGUGGAGGGAAGCAAACAGGUUUUAUUUAAGGCCAAAAGGAAGGAGGGAGAUGGAUUAAUCCAACAGAGCGCAGAGCAGGUGAUUUCAUGCCGUGCUUCCUGCCACGGUGCAAAUUAUUUUCUGUAAUGGAAGUGAACCUUCACGAGCCUGCUGGCUCAUGGCUGGUCUCAGGGAUAUCCUUCCUGGAAGAACUCCAGUCAGGGUUUAAAUGCUGCGAUGGACGAUGAAGGUUUUUUGGCAAGCUAUCCUAAAAAUCAAUUACCCUUUUUGCUAAUGAGCCACGUGAAAUUUCUUACUUGAGUUUUCUAGCAUUACUUGCUUGCCAUCAGAACACCAGCCAGGAAAAGCGCAUUAAAUUAACAGAUCUAAGCAGAACCCCAACAGACACCUGCAAUUCCUCGCCCUGAGGGCAGCCCCUCCUCUUCCCAUCAGAUAUCGCUGUCUGUGGGGUAGAACCAGAGCUUACUGUGUCCUAAUUAACUUCUGCUGAGUUCUGCUGGGUGUUCUGUCUGUGGGUGCCAUUGGCAGUGCAGGGCUGGGGGGAUGCUGAGUGCUCCCAGUGCUCGUUGCCCUUCCAGAAGCAUUCCAGGCUCCAGCAGUUGUCUCUAAAGAUCUUUAUUUAAGAACUGCGUGCUACUGUAGCCAAUAAAUAACCAUAAUUACAGUAAAUACAGUAUGCUUACACUGCUCCCCAUUUGUUUUCCUUAAAAAAAUAGUCUACAAGCAAGUUGUUGAGAAGAAAGCUGCCUGGGUGCAGUGAGGCUGGAUGAAAAUAUUCCCAGCUGAUGGUUGGUGUGGUGGGGAACAGCUCUGUAGGUUUGGAGCAGGCAGGAUUCAGGACUCCAGGCUUUAUGGAUGGGAUGCCAUCCCAUUCUUUACCCCAUUAUGAAUGGGAUUCGUUACUCAGCUGCCUUCCUUGGGUGAAGGAUGGGAACGUCUCCCAUUUGGGAUCAGUGUUGAAUCAUUCCUGCUGUAACUGAGCCAUUCCUCAUCCAAACCCACCUGGCUGAGUGCUGAGUUUGGUCCAGACCUCCUAAAAAUCAGAAACGCAACGUUCCAUCUGUAACUUCAGUACGACCAGGUAGGCUGUUGCAUGUUAGAUGUGAAUAUAUCAGAGCUGUUCGCCUGGGAGACCCAAAGCUUUUCACCUUCGUUGCUUAUCCCUUCCAGCAUCCUCGUGGCAUUGGUGGCGCUGCUAAGAAGAAGGACCCUGUGAAAUUGGAUGACUUCCCUCGCUGAGCCAUAACAGCAUUGGAACAAAACCCGGGCGCUUAACUCGUCCCUGUCCUCUCCGCCUUGAAAUGAAGUAUCUCCAAGCCUUCUGCAUCAGGAGGAUCUCUCUCCAAACGGGUGGAUUUUCUCUUACCCCUCCCCAGACAACAAAGAAGCAAACAACAGAACAAGAACACCGCGGACCAGGAUGAAGCAGAGAGUGGUGUCUCUUGUGGCUUUGUCUCCUUGGGCUCGUUGCUGUGGAAUUUGGCUCUUAUUUUGGGGAAGUGAAUCGUGGCCCAUCGCUCCGUAGAGAUGGCUGUGGUUGGGGUCGGUGUGGAACGUGCCCAUCACUUGGAAGUCCUCAGUCCCCAGAUUCCCUUCCCCCUCCCCCAAAUACACUGUACAUAUUUUAAAAAAAGUCAAGUUUAGCAGUCUGGUUAUUGUAGUACAUGGCUUCGUAAGGCAGAAAACCUUCUCAGUGUGGUGAACGGGGCAGUCGGCUGUCAGAAUUUGGGUAGAAUUCUUCUUUGCUGUACUCCUUAAAAAA
This is a messenger RNA of Lagopus leucura (white-tailed ptarmigan), 7468 nucleotides long. It is a transcript of the gene TMEM81, whose product is annotated as transmembrane protein 81. The transcript is spliced from 4 exons. Bases 1070 to 1888 code for a protein of 272 amino acids. The record is from RefSeq and is a predicted model, not a curated record. NCBI's taxonomy places the organism in Eukaryota, Metazoa, Chordata, Aves, Galliformes, Phasianidae.